AACUUGCAGCCGGGACAGGUGACCGCCUCGCUCUCCACUCCUCCUCUUUCUUGCCGCGCAAGAACGCGCGCCGCUUUUAUCUACCGCGGCCGCCCGCCCCGCAGCCCCCAGUCCGUUCACGCUCCUGCUUGCCCCUGUCGUCCUGCGGUUUUGGCCUGACUGCCCCCGGCAUCCCUCCCGGCGGCAUCGAGACGACCAGUCAGUCGAUGCUUCGCGAGCUGGAACUGGACGCCGGCCGACCCGCUGCUCAACCCGUCGAGUUCGACAUGGCUACUCCCCUGAUUGCUGGGUUGUCAGUGGCUGCUGCUGCAUUGGGUGGACGAUCCAUGAUUAGAGCAUGGCAAGCCUUCCAGACCCGGGCAGCAAUGCCACGGGUGCGCCGGUUCUAUCCUGGUGGAUUUCAGGGGGAAAUGAAUCGAAGGGAGGCUGCAUUAAUCCUUGGUGUAAGAGAACGCGCUACACUGGAUAAGAUCAAGGAGGCUCACAGGAGGGUCAUGGUAGCUAACCACCCUGAUGCUGGUGGCAGUCAUUACGUCGCCUCAAAGAUCAACGAGGCAAAGGACAUCCUAAUGGGAAAGGGGAAGCCCGGGUCUUCGAUGUUUUAGUUGACACAAAUGAAACGAUGCCCGUUUUGCUGUGACAUGGAUAUGGAUGAUGCUGUAGCUUUUUCUUCCAGAGGGAAUGACAGUUGCACGUUGCACAUUUUUUAACAAUGGUGUGCUGCCUGUACCAUAUAUCUAAACAAGGACUUAUUGUCUGGAUCAUAAGUUAUUUGUUUGACCUGAUUGACAAGAGUAACCAUGUACAUAUCUCAGAGGCUCCAAUUCUUGUCUAGAUGUCUUGCACCUUUGUUUCUUGAACCUCUCUGAUGCAUAGUUGUCACAAUUGGAUUCGCCCCUUCUAAGAAGAUAAUAUUGGAGUUUU
Molecule: messenger RNA, 924 nt
Organism: Sorghum bicolor (sorghum)
Lineage: Eukaryota; Viridiplantae; Streptophyta; Magnoliopsida; Poales; Poaceae
Product: mitochondrial import inner membrane translocase subunit TIM14-3
Exons: 3
Coding region: 207-605 (132 amino acids)
Biological process (GO): protein import into mitochondrial matrix
Cellular component (GO): PAM complex, Tim23 associated import motor
Molecular function (GO): ATPase activator activity
Source: RefSeq, a predicted model, not a curated record